UGGCAUCCAGAGUACAUGUCCCAGUCAUGUCCAGCCCCAUCUUUCAGCUCUAGCACAAAGGAGUUCCCGACAGAUGAUAGUAGCUGUCCGCCUUCGAUACUGAGGAAAAGGCCACMUGUGGACCAAGCAGCAGGGGAAAAGCGAAAAGCAGAGAGAAGAGUGCGAUUUCGUGAGCCAGAAGAAGUCAUUGAACAUGCCAUUUCCUACUGUGACUACRUAGUGGUACAUGACAGGUCAUCAUCUGGAUUGCCUGUGUUCCUGUGGCUCUCAUUUUGUGCCGUGCUGAUCUUGGCUGUGAGUCUCUACUACACCAGCAUGAAGAAAGAUUUAAAAGUCCUGGAAGAAUUUCAAUCCCGGCUCGUUAUCUUCUUUCUUCAGAUAAGACACAUUGCUCAGAAAUGCUGGACUUGGUUUAUGAGGCAGUAACAACCUUCUCAGGUUACAAGAGGCUUGACGAGCAUCAAUGAACACUGCUCACCAGCACCAGCCACAAAAUUUACCCAGUCUGCUCCAGUUAUAUGUCAGGGAAGGUAUGAGCACCCACCUUGAGGAUAAAACCAC
Messenger RNA from Nothoprocta perdicaria, 561 nucleotides. RefSeq names its product chromosome unknown C14orf180 homolog (gene CUNH14orf180). The record is from RefSeq and is a predicted model, not a curated record. Bases 16 to 426 code for a protein of 136 amino acids. The transcript has 4 exons. NCBI's taxonomy places the organism in Eukaryota, Metazoa, Chordata, Aves, Tinamiformes, Tinamidae.